Messenger RNA from Mya arenaria, 4989 nucleotides. RefSeq names its product matrix metalloproteinase-2-like. Bases 866 to 2785 code for a protein of 639 amino acids. Gene Ontology annotation, molecular function: zinc ion binding; metalloendopeptidase activity. The transcript is spliced from 10 exons. Gene Ontology annotation, biological process: proteolysis; extracellular matrix organization; collagen catabolic process. The record is from RefSeq and is a predicted model, not a curated record. Lineage: Eukaryota; Metazoa; Mollusca; Bivalvia; Myida; Myidae. Gene Ontology annotation, cellular component: extracellular matrix.
GUGUAUUGAUAAAUAAAUGACGUGAAUACUAUUACAUUGCAAAAUGUAUUUGACUGACAUAGGUCAUAUAUUAUCUGCCAAAGAUCAGCCGAAAUGUCAACAAGAUAUUGACGGAAGUGUCCUAUUAAAGGGAGUUUACUGGUAUCUUAUGUACACCGCACGUGCUGGUACAAUGUCCACGAGCAUCGAACGAGGGAAGGAAACCCAUUAAGCAGGCGUCAAAUUUCAAGUUCAACUGGCGAGAUUAACGAACUUAAGAGCUCUCACGUCAGGGAGAAUGACCCAUAUUUGCAAAAAACACAACAAUGAACCACUUUCAAAAGAUCGUUCUCACGUACAGAUGAGGUCACGCUUCUUUUGUUUCCAAUCCCUUUCCGGUGCCGUAGACGCUUGACUGGUAUCUGAUUUUUCGUCUGUGAGCGGCAGCUGGGCGUCCGUGUGAGUCAGACUAAGGUUGUAUCGGUUCCAAGCACAGUGUGCUAGGCCGCUACACGGGUAAUAUCGGCAUAGAAUAUUAGUAGGGAGAAACCUCUAUGCCAUACAGACAUGUUUCUCCCACAUACAUAACAUAACAGUUUACGUUUGAGAGAAGAUCGCUGGAGUAUGAUUUAUAACGUUUAAAUGCAUCAUUGAAACACACUUUCAACCGGAAGGAAUUUAGUUAUUGGGUCAUGCGUAAAUAGCAAAUGUAAACAAACAAAUGCGCGUUUAAAUAUAUAUCAAAUAACAUAUAUAGCCUCAGUUCCUUACAAAUAAAUAGUGCUGUUCAUGUGAUAUAGAACUUCUUAUAAAGGAUAGUUGUGUGCCUAUUAUAUAAAAAGCGAUGUAUAUACUUUCAUUCGAAGUGUAAUGUUUAUAGCUAAAAAUGUUGGAUUGUAGAUUUAAAGGAGAUACGAUGAUGAUGAUGAAAGAAAAUAUCUGUGAUAAAAAACAACAACCACACGAGAAUUCGUGGAAAUAUGUCGGGCCUUUAAAAUGCACAAGCUCAUGUAUAGAUGGAACAUUUUAUAGAAAAAACAGGUGUAGUUAUAGGGGGUUGGGCCAGUGUUUCUCUGGACAUUUAUCUGUGAUAGUGACGCUGUUAGUUGUGUGUGUCCUUCACCUUGCGGUGGCGGCCCCUGCAGCCUCCUACCAGGACGCCACGGACUGGUACCGCCAACGGGAGCAACAGAUGGUGACGUACCUUGGUGAAUUUGGUUACAUUCAUGAUGCGAGCCGGGAGGCGGGGCCGGCAGGACUCACCUCUAAAGAGGCAUACACGGCCGCCAUCAAGCGUCUGCAGCGUUUCGCCCAUUUACCGGAAACCGGCGUAGUAGACAGACGAACACUAGAACUCAUGGAGCGGCCGCGAUGUGGCAAUAAAGACGAACUUGAUGAAACCCAAGACUCAUCACGCAGACGGCACAAACGUUACGUCACAGCGAAUUCCAAAUGGGAAAAGAAUGAUCUCACAUAUAGGAUAGAAAACACGACACCGGACCUGAGCCCCGGGAGGGUGCGCCGGAUCUUAAGUGAUGCCUUCAAGGUGUGGUCUGUGGUGACCCCCCUCACCUUCACAGAAGUCAUGCACUCAGAUGCAGACAUACUCAUACAGUUCUCAGAGGGUUACCAUGACGACGGAUACCCCUUUGACGGGAAAGGGUCUGUGUUGGCUCACGCGUUCUUCCCCGGAAACAGCAAGGGAGGAGACACUCACUUCGAUGACGCCGAGACGUGGACAUUUAACUCAACAGAUGGGGUGGAUCUGUUUAUGGUGGCGGCUCACGAAUUCGGUCACGCGCUCGGGCUUGCUCACAGCAGCAAUACGGAGGCGCUCAUGUAUCCAUGGUAUCAGGGCUACACUGACAACUUCCGGCUGCCUUAUGACGAUGUCCAGGGCAUACAGACACUUUACGGUUCCCCAAGCAAUCGUCUGCCAAACACUCCGCGACCCCCGAUCGUAGUGCCGGAUAAUAGGGACAGGGACAGAGGGGGUGAGGCGCCCAUCACCCCCCGCCCGACGCACCCACCUACCAAGGACGACACUCCAUGUACCGGAAAUAUCGACGCCAUCACUGUUAUACGGAAGGAGAUCUUUUUCUUCAAAGGAUCGAAAUUCUGGCGCCGAGGUCCCAAUGGAUUGGCAGCGAAGCCGACAGAGAUCAGCAAGUUCUGGUACAAUCUUCCCUCAGACGGUAUUGACGCCCUCUAUGAACGAUCCGACGGGAAAAUAACGUUUUUUAAAGGUGACCGGUUCUGGGUGUUCAGCAGUAACCACAUGGUUACCAACUUCCCGGUUGAGGGUCGUCGGAUCACGGAACUCGGCGUCGGCAAAAACGUGAAGAAGAUAGAUGCCGUCUUUACAUGGCCAUACAACAAACGCACUUACCUGGUGACAGGUGACAUGUACUGGAAGCUGAAUGCCAAGGAGGAUUUCAUCGAGUACGACUACCCCCGGGACAUGAGCAUCUGGAAGAACGUGCCCGUCCCCCUCGACUCCGCCUUCAAAUAUUGGGACGGGAAAACGUAUUUCCUCAAAGGGGAUCAAUACUGGGAAUUUUACGACAAUAAGAUGCGAACGCGGAAAAAGGACGGAAGGCCAAUUGGUCGUCUGCUUGGCUGCCAUAAUGGCGAACUGAAAAGCGACAUGACUCUUCGUUUGAGUGACGACCCAGACGACAAUGAGGACGAUGACAAAGGUUCAUAUAAUUCCGAACACCAGACACAACCAUCGUCGGCGGCGGCGUUAGUUACUUCAAUUUUAGUUUUAGUUUAUAUUCAAAUUGUGUUAAAACUUUUUCUUUGACGUAUGUAAAUUAUAAACUUUUGCCUUUAAACAAAAUUUUGUAUCCGUCGCGAUGUCUCAGAAAUGAUCCAAUGAACCAAGUAUUUUGCUCAUGAUUAUGUUUCUUUUAGUCAACAAUCAACGCAUGAAUCUCAUAUCAACAAUUGGAUUCAAAGUAUACCAUUUAUAGCUGAAAUCCUCAUUUUUAAAUUUGAAACUUUAUGAGUAUUGAGAUUAUGAUGUGUGUCCUAUUGUAUGUGUAAUAUGUUUAUAUUAUCAUAUAGAAUCUGGUUAUAAACAUACCUGAGUCAGGUUAUGGUGGUAAAACACAUCAAAUAUUUCGUGGAAUGAAGUCUUCAUCCAGUUGUCGUUUCUUCCAUUUUUUUUAAUUAAUACGGGAAGAAGGGACGUAUGUAUACCCCCAUCUCAACAACGAGCGUAUGGUUGUCGUUGUCAUCUGUUUUUCGAAUUAUUUAUUCUUGGUAGUAUUGGUAUAUACAGCUUUAUUGACUGAGUAUUCAUGUAAGACAUUCUUUGGUAAUUUGAAUGCAUUGUUUAUCUUAAUGAGUGUUAUGACUCACUGACAUAACAAACGAUGGUUUGUCAUGCGCUCGUUGAUUUGGGGCCCCAUUUAGGGCUUAGAUCUGGAUGCCAUAAAUAGCAUUUACAAAAGAGACAAUACAACCUCUUUCUUUUCAAAAUGUUCGACAAUUUUCGACAUAAAGCUUGGAAGUGUACUUAGACAAAGCAACUGUGGUACACCAUAUAUAGUGUGAAAGAUUUGUGUUCUUAUUUGUGUAGCAGUAUAAGAGUCAUUACAAUUUUACGCUCAGCGAAUCAUGCAUGUUCUUUUUUUAUUGUACAUCUGGCUGUAACUUAGUUACCAUUUUUCGUACAUUGUUCUUUACUCCAUUGGUAUAAAAUGUUACUUUAAGUAAUACUCAUUAGCCAUAGUCUUGCGUGGGAUUAUUUUGAUUAUAUUUCUUCCGUUUUGCCCCAUAUAAAAAUAAUGUGUUUUUUUUUAUCAUCAAAAUACUCAGACUACUGACUCCAUGUGUAUACAUGUACCAGCCUUUUACAUUGUGAAUUGCCAUGUUCUGUUGUAAAUGCUGUCAAGUGUUUCUGAUUUAUGGAACGAAAGUUGUUUGAGGACUUUUUAACUCACGGUCACAAUGAUGCAUGUACAUGUAAUUCGCUUUUUUAUUUAUCAUAAAAACUUAUAAUGUUGUGUACAUAUAUACCCUCAUUGAUGUGCCAUGUUUUUUUGUGAAAUUACUUAAAGAUUUACAAUGUUUUCAAAAAAGUCAUAUGAUAACUCCGUCGCACAAUCGAAAGUAUUGUAUAUGUCACAACAGACAGCUGUUUGUACAGCUAACUUAAUUCAUAAGAAUGAUAUUAAAACAUAUGAUAACAACCAACCAAGUCUACCAAGCAUUAUUAUUACUAGAAUAUCAGUUUCUUUAACAUUGCAGAUGAACAAAAAUGUUUGUAAGAACUCAAGGUCAUGUGUAUAUUUUUUUAUAAAUGUGCAACUUAUUUAUAUUGUUAAAUCUGUUUUUGUAUAUAUGGUUUGCUGUAUAUAUUUAGUUAUCUUUACCGAUUAUGUGUUAAUUUGCUCCUUGCCACACCUUGUUUGCGUUCUUCCACUUCGAUCCUGUAUAUUCGGCAAUAUUUUGUUUAAUUUAUUUGUGCUUUGUAUAACAUAAUAGUUUGCCUAAAACGAUGGUAUUAUGUGGACACGUUUUUAAACAACUAAGAAAAACUAGAAUCCGUUCCUUUAUACCCCAAAAGUUUAUGAGCCCAUUUGUGUUUCCAAUGUGCGUAACAUUGGUUAAUAUGCUUAUCAAUCCUAAGUUGCUAGUUUACAAUAAGAACCACAGUGCAAUAUUGUUGUGUAUUAAUUGUGAUUCAUACAUAUUCCAAUCAUUCUGCAGGUCAUAAAUUGAUGUAAAACAAUCCUUCUUAGUAUUUUAAUUUUAUUAUUGAUACAUGUGUUAUAAAAUGUACAAGAAAUAAAAAUUCAGAAAGGCCAUUUUUUUUAAAAAUAUAAAAAUAAAAUAAAUGUUAUCAGAUCAUAACAGAUGGAAUAGCAACUACAAUGCAUAACAGUCAAUUGUCAUUUAUAUUCACUCUUUUAAACUGAGCAAUGUAUUUAACAUAUAUGUUCUUACAGAAAUGACAUGUAAACUUCAUUCAUUAUAAAUAAAAAAAAAUAAAAAAAAAUA